UAUUCAGCUUCAACUGAGCUGGCCUCGACUUCUGAUUCAAAUCUCACCUCAGUCAAACAUGUCCUCUCACUCAUCGUAACCUCACCAUUCACUACUUCUUCUCCAACGUGUAAAUUUCAAAGGCCAGCCGUUAUGACUGCGACGCUAUUCGUUUGUUUUUGAAAUUGCUUCAUCUAUCAAUAGUUUUCCUGUUUCCUCGAGUGCCAGAGCUAGGCUGUUAAUUUAACACUUUGUUUUGUGAACGGUUUUAUUCCGGUACCUCCUCAGUACAAUCUAAUUCCUUGGCUCGUCGGUCUUUGUCUCUGUGAAACGACAACAUCCCGCCGUGGUACCUUGUUCUUCCACCCUUCUUGUCCUUCUUUUGGUCUUUUUUUCUUUCUUUUUCUUUUUCUUUCUCUCCCAAACAUAUAUCACAUGCUCCGCCGCUCCCGCUACACAUGGCUCCCAAAUCCCUAGUUGAAUUGGCCGUCAAGGCCGCAGUCCGCAACAUCAGCCUCAUCACGAGCGUCGGUUAUGCGCCAUACGAGCUGGUUAGGCCAAUCCUUCUCAAGGUCGAGUCCGCGGAGCAGCUCCUCCAGAUCGAGGAUAACUGCCCGCACAUUGCAGAGGAGAGCGCGGAGCUGUGGAAGCGGCUGAUCCAGAAAGACUUUGCCCGGGACUCGGAAAAGAAGCGCUAUGUGCCCAAGAACCCCCUGUCGUGGGGUAAGGUCUACCUCAAGUACAGGAGGGAGAGGGACGAGGCGGUCGCCGCGGCCGAGGCCCGCCUCAACGAGCAGUUCGACAAGCUCAAGCAGGAGCGGCAAAAGAAUGAGGCCCAGCUCGUCAAGCCGAGCCAGAUCCCCUUCAACCUCCGCCGGACCACCACCAUCGGCGGCAACUCGCGCUUCGGCCCGCCAGGCGCCCCCAGGGCCUCGUCGAACCUGUCGUGGGGCGGCGGCACCAGGACCAACGUCAACGAGGCCGGCGGGCACAUGAGGAAGGUCAAGCGGCAGGCCGCCGAGGCUGCGAAGCGGAGGGCCAUAUCCGGCCAGGUCGGCGCCCUGCGGGGCCAGGUCAUGAGGGCGCCCAAGGCUCUCCUCGACGCCAAGCGUAUCGCCCAGAACCCGGGUACCAAGGCGCACCAGCCCACCAUGGAGGAGUCGGUGCUGCCGCCAAGCAGGCGAGGUGACAUGGAGGCUCGGCUCCUGAAGCUCAAGCAGUCGUCCAAGGACCGCGGGCCCGCCGUUGAAGUCUCCGACGACGAGCUCGAGGGGUCUGACGAAGAGUCCUCGAGACCUGCAAAGUACCGGAGGGUUGCCGAAGCUCCCGAGAAGCUUUCGGCUAGCUUUUUGGAUGACGACGAUGACGACGGUGAAGCGGGUGAUUUGUUCGGCGGUGAGGAGUCAAGUUCGAGACAGUCUUAUUCAUCUUCGAGAGGCUCUGCGCGACAGUCUCAGUCCUCAUCCUAUCAAUCGCCUUCCAAAUCUACCAGCAGAUAUCCCGAUCCUGCCUCGCCGCCAGCAACUGCAUCCGGCAGUUCGUCGUCGUCGUUCGUGGCUCGAAAACGAAAGGCUCAGGCCAAUGUCUUUAUGACAAAGAGGCGUUGAGGGCUGGUAUUUCGACGAAAAUCUUUGUUUCAGGCUGAUGUAGAUUGGCCUGUUGUCAUUUUUGUUUAGUGGAAUGUUUUCUUAUCUUGAUUUUGAUUUUGUUCAUGGCAACUUAAUUUGAAGUCGGCAUAACAUAGAGGAGUUUGGAUGCAUAUGCACUUUAGCGACAGUAAGGUUUAUAUUUUUAAAUGAAGCACACAUGCUACAUAUUUUUUAUCAGGUCAUCAGCGGUGAGAUAGUCCUGAUCACCUGGGCUUGAUUUACUCGCCUUUACGCAA
Molecule: messenger RNA, 1864 nt
Organism: Pyricularia oryzae 70-15
Lineage: Eukaryota; Fungi; Ascomycota; Sordariomycetes; Magnaporthales; Pyriculariaceae
Exons: 1
Coding region: 438-1586 (382 amino acids)
Biological process (GO): transcription elongation by RNA polymerase II
Cellular component (GO): nucleus; elongin complex
Source: RefSeq, a predicted model, not a curated record